AUGUUGCUGGGUGACAAGGCGGUGGUGUCGAAGCGAAGUGCAAGGCCAUAUGUCGAGUAUGAUAUGGGAAAAGAGACGCAAGAGGACCAACCAAGCCGAAUGGCUAAACAAGAAGAAGCGGAAUUGGGCGAGGCAGACAGAAGGCAUUCGAUCUCGACGGGGACAGUCCACAGCAGUCAAACGAGCUUUGAGGCGUCACCCCUUGUCCGCCCCGCAGAUGAAGAGUCUGAGGAUGGAGCUUCGUGGCUGGCAACUCGAGACCGACGAGGGGGUGACGUUGAUCUCUCGGACGCGUUCCACCCGCCCGCGACAACUACCCACCCCGCCUAUUCGAUCACGGAGCUAGUCGAGAAUCUCCCAGCCGGGACGCGACCUGCCAACUUUGGUAUUGUCGUACCAGGGGUUUAUCGAAGCAGUUUUCCGCAAUCAGAGGACUAUGCUUUUAUUGAGGGCUUAAAACUUAAAACGAUCAUCACCCUUGUUCGAAAGGAGUUCCCUGAAGGCCAUGAAGCCUUCAUCAAAAAGAACAACAUUAGACAAUGUGUGAUCGACAUGAAGGGCACUAAGAAAGAGGAUAUUCCCAUCAAGACAAUGAAGUCGAUCCUCCGUCUAGUUCUGGACCGGCGGAACCACCCUCUCCUUAUUCACUGCAACCAUGGCAAGCACCGCACGGGAUGUGUUGUUGCCGUUGUCCGAAAACUUUCCGGGUGGGACCUCGGCAGCAUCAUUAGCGAGUACAAGAGCUACGCGGACCCCAAGGCUCGCGAUUGUGAUAUUACCUACAUCACUGGUUUUGACCUCGCAAACAUAUCGAAUCUUUUUCGAGAAGCAAGCUGGCCCUUUCGGACUGAGAGGUUUUUGCGAGCAACCUUCUUUGCCUUUGUCAUGAUUCUUAUUUGGCUAGGCUCAAGCACCAGGAUAGCCACGGCACCGAACCGGAAAUUGCCGAAGUGA
This is a messenger RNA of Canariomyces notabilis, 954 nucleotides long. RefSeq lists its product as uncharacterized. Gene Ontology annotation, biological process: dephosphorylation. Gene Ontology annotation, molecular function: inositol diphosphate tetrakisphosphate diphosphatase activity; phosphatase activity. Lineage: Eukaryota; Fungi; Ascomycota; Sordariomycetes; Sordariales; Chaetomiaceae. The coding region runs from base 1 to 954 and encodes 317 amino acids. Gene Ontology annotation, cellular component: cytoplasm. The transcript is spliced from 3 exons. The record is from RefSeq and is a predicted model, not a curated record.